Seriola dumerili (greater amberjack) is the source of this 1756-nucleotide messenger RNA. RefSeq names its product deleted in primary ciliary dyskinesia homolog (mouse) (gene dpcd). The record is from RefSeq and is a predicted model, not a curated record. Bases 47 to 703 code for a protein of 218 amino acids. Lineage: Eukaryota; Metazoa; Chordata; Actinopteri; Carangiformes; Carangidae. The transcript is spliced from 6 exons.
AUAUAUUUAAAUAUACGUCCUUUUAUUGGGGUUGAUUUUGGUUGCUAUGGUUACGGAAGUGGUCCUAUGCAACAGAAACAUCUGUAGAGACAUGGCUGUGCAGAGCUGGAGUAAUAUCUUAAAAUCAUCAAAGAAAACAGCUUUGAUACACGACGGAAAAAGGAAGAUUCACUACCUCUUCACAGAUGGAAAAGAAAUGGCAGAAGAGUAUGACUUAAAAACAGAUGAGCUCAUUGUACGAAAGUGGCGUCAUAAAAGCACACUUGGAGCUCAAGGCCAAUGGCAGGUAGAGGUCGGGGAGCCACUUGCAAGCCCUGUCGCAUCUUUGGACUCCGAUGUGAUCAAGGAGAACUACUCCAAUCCUGUGUUCAUGCGUAAAGAUAUAAAGAGCAGCUUUCAGUGGAGAAUCCGCAACCUUCCCUAUCCCAAAGAUGUCUUCAAUGUUUCUGUGGAGCCAUCUGAGAGAUGCAUCAUCAUAAAAACCUCAAACAAAAAGUAUUAUAAGAAGUUCAAUAUUCCUGACCUCGAUCGCAGUCAGCUGCCAUUCGACUGCUCUGCCCUCAGCUUUACUCACGCCAACAACACUUUGAUUGUCAGCUACAAAAAACCCAAAGAGAUCUUAACCCUUGAGCAGGAGCUACUGAAGGAGCUGAAGACAGUGAAGGACACUGCAGGACGGGACGGUGACUGCAAAAGUCAGUGAAUUGUGAAUGUGGGAGCGAGAGAAUAAUUCUGCGUUGCAUUUAAAGCAGAUCCUCACACCGUCAUUUUCCAGUCACAUGUGAGCUCUCAUUUAUCUGAAUCCCUUAUUCAAAAGACCUUUUCUUAAUUGGGGUCCAUUUCUUGGAGUUGAUACUGUUGAAAUUUGUCCUAUUAUUUAUGUUUGAUAUUUGACAUUUUUGACAUUUUCAGUAAAAUAUAUUCCAAGUUUCUCAGUCUCACAGGCAGAUAUAUUAACUUUGUGUUUGGACCAUGAGUGUUUUCCCAAAUUAUUUUUCAUAGAAAAAUCAUUUCACAACUCACAUAAAGUAUUUGUAUGGAAAUUAUCAUUGUAUCGCAACAACAUCUAUUUUUUUGCUCCUUGUUACCAAACCUACAAGGGAGCCUGUUGAUGGGGGUCACAUAACCUACCACCCUCCUUUCAUUGAUGUCCUUGUAAAACACUCAAAACAUACAAUGCCUCAUCCCUGUUCGUUCCGGGGUCACUGUUACGAGCACGUCCCAUUUGUGUUAACUGAAUACCCUUAUGUUCCAUGCAUGUAGUGGGCCACCCUGAAAGCCAUUACUGAAACUAGUGUUACCGUUUCCCAUUACAACAGAGGGUCACUGUGACUUUGUGGUCUCCAGCUAAAACUCCAUAGACACAAGUUAGAAAUAGGAGCAACUGUUCCAGAGGUGUCUUCCAAAUUGUUUUGAUAUUCUUGUCUAAGAGGGACAAAUAUAAAAUUUCACAUCUUUAGCAUAUGGAAUUAUAUGUGUACAUAGGAUUCUUGGCAAAAUCUGAGGCACUCAAGAGGGUGAUGAUUUAAAAAGCCUUUAUUUUCUCAUGGCAUGUGUAUAUAUAUGACAUGUACAAAAUAAUUGUAUGUAUGGACCCUUGCUUCAAAAUGUGACAUUGUGUCACAUGUCUACUUUUUCACAAAGUUCAAUUAAAAAAAGAAAAAGUCCUGUCAGAAAUACUUAGACAGUGGAUAAAAAAAGAAUGGUGCUGUUUAAAAGAGACAAUGGCAUUUAAAUAUAGAUUGUUUCAACCUUG